CGUUGACGUGUCUUCUCAGGAGAGAAACGUCGGCUGUUGAAGCGAACGGCGCGGUUGCGUUGACUGGGGUCUGUCUGUCGGUCUUUUGUUAUCACUAACAUGGCCUACAUUAAAAGUGGAUGGCUGCUUCGACAAAGUACUAUUUUGAAGCGAUGGAAGAACAACUGGUUUGAUUUGUGGUCUAAUGGUCAACUCUUCUACUAUGAUGACCAGUUGCGAGUAGACAUGGAAGAUAAAAUCCACUUGAAAGUGGACUGUGUCAACGUCCGAUCUGGAUAUGAGUGCAGAGAUUUCCAGCCUCCAGAAGGAAAGUCUAAAGAUUGCUUACUCCAGAUUGUGUGCAGAGAUGGAAGAACUGUCAAUCUCUGUGCUGAAAGCCCUGAUGAUUGCUUGGCUUGGAAAAUUGCUCUUCAAGAUGCACGAACAAACUCAAACCUUGCUGUUGGACCUGAAGUUCUCAUGGAUGAUGCUGCUUUUGACUCUGCACCUCCACCCUACACAGCUUAUCCCACAGCACCGGCACAGGUCUACAGCUACGAUUCGUACAGUGGCACCUACACUCCACAGCCGCCUCCUGCGUCACAGCAAGUAAUCUACAUGCCCAACGGUCAGCCUUAUGCUGUGGCCUAUCAGUAUCCCUACCAAGGUCCUUACCCCCCAGCAACCAAUCAUGUUAUCAUUCAAGACCGGCGACGUGAUGAUGGAGACCUGGCACUAGGUGUGGUGGCAGGAGCUGCCACUGGUAUGGCACUGGGAUCAUUGUUCUGGGCAUUCUAGAACUUCUGAACAGCUGAAACAGUCUGCAGCUUGUGUAGCUUUCACUUCCCCAAUGGAGCCACUCCUUGCAAUUUGCACCCUUCAUAUAAUUUCUUAACACAUGCUGCCCUCAGCACUUGUUUAGUCUCUACAUUGCACCUUAACCUUGUUGAAGCAGUUCCUGAGAUCUGCAGUGAUGUUUCUGUAGCAAAAUAAAAGUGUGUUUAUAAUAUAUAUAUAUAUAUAUAUUGCAAGAUUAUAAUUAACUUAUUUCAGAAAUGCUAAGAAUAAAAAUAUCAUGUUUCUCUAAUUCUAAUUUUAUAACUUCCAAAAUUAUUGUUGAUUGUAUGAAAGAAAAGAACAAAGUAGUUGAGCAGGUGUGAUGUAGUGUGAUGCAGUUUACUUUUGAGCCUGAUUUUUAAAUUCCGCUUGAGAUAUUAGAAUGAAGAUUCUUGCAUAUCCUUGAAGUGCUCCUUUUGCUGUGCAGAUAAAACUGUUAAUUAUUACGCAAGCUUAAGAUAGAUGUGUGCCUAUUGCACAAAAUGUGAAUUGGGCCCAUUCUAGCUGUCAAUGAGACAGGUGAACAUUGAUGCUUUGGAAUAAAAUGCAGUUUCAAGCUACAUUACCAGAUUGCUUAGUAGCUAGUUAACAAGGUUCCUCAACUUUUACUCUAAAGUAUUGAAAAGUUAAUGCCACAGUCACAAAAUGGGUUUUCAAGACUCAUUUAUUUGAAUCGGGAAUGUUUGAAUAUCCACAUGCCUUUUGGAUAAGUAAGGUCCCAGAUCAAUCUGUUUGCUUGCUUCCAUUUAAUCUUUCUGCAGCUUUGACCCUUUCUCACUCUGUGAAUAGUGGGUUCACAGAUGUCCAUUGCCUAGAGCUUGAUGAUUGAUUCACCCGAUGUGAUGUAAUGUUUUGGAGACUGGAAAUUCUGCCGUUUCACUUUUCACUAAGUACCAGUUUGUUUCCUAUUUUUAAUUUAUUGCUUUGCUUAUAGAAUCUCAAUAUGUAUUCUGACGAUCUUUCUCUCUCGUCACUUGAAACCAACUCUUGGCUCCUUUUUUCGCAAUGCUGUCUAUAGCACCAUCAUCAAAUAUACAUGCCUUUGUCCGAUGCUUCAACCUGACAGUGAUUUGUGCUCAAUUUAUCCUUGAGGGUGCAGAAGCAGUAAAUACAGAAGUGAACUUAGCAGGAAUCAAUGGGCUGACAAUGAAAUUGAAAGAUUAGUGUGGUCCAGACAGAGAACGUGUGAAUACUUAAUCUGGGUGGUGAGGUAUUGAUUUCGUAUGUGUUUGAGUUUUUAAGAAAACUUACUUUGAAAUGAAGGACCCAUUUAAGUUGUUUCAGUACUGUAAACAGUCUCAUUUAUUGGCUGUGGAAAAGCCUACCAAUUACCAACAACAUACUUUUAAUUAUCAAGUUGGUAAGUUCCAAUUUUUUUUUAUUUUUGAAGUAUUUAAUUGCAGUCCCAUCUGGUCUAUAUGCAGUUCCAGUUCAUCUCUGGAGACUGACGAUACCCGUCCAUGCCUAAUAUUUUCCACGAGCUAUGAAAUACUAAUCUUCACCUACCCCCCGAGGAGAGAUCAUUGAGGUAUUAGAAGACACCUGUAUAUGGCCUACUAGAGUACUGUUGCAAAAAGUGCUUGAAAGAGGCAUGCACAAAGAAAAACUUUUAAUUGAAAGAGGAGAGGGGAAAAUUGUUUUCAAUUCAUCUUGCACUUGUAUUGACAACUUUAAAUUGCUUCUGGAUAAUUUGUUGUGCCUUUGGUUUUAACCUCUCUGUCAAAAUCAAAGUUUUAGUGUAAAAUGUUACAAUAAACUUUUUUUUGUCCAAAGUAGCCCACAAAUUCCAAUUAAUCAAUAAACCAGUAAAAUUGUAGCUGCAGUUUCAAUUUCAGCACCACCAGCUGUUACUGCGCAUUAUCCUCUUCAAGCAUACUGAUUUCACAAAUCCCUGGCAAGUUGGAGACUCCACAUGUGGCCUUGCGCCUGCACUUGUCUUCACAGCGUACUUGUGUUUAUAAUGGGAAGAUGGAGAGUAAAAGCUAACGAUUGAUCCAACCCAUUCUCUCUUCAUUGACAGGAAGGUGGGGUGUUGUAUAGUCAUUAAUCUUUGUGCAUUCUGAUAGUUUUGUUAAGGUUUCCUGUAGUUUUGGUUGAACUACGUGGAUAGGUCUUCAAGUCCAAAUGGCAAGCUUAGAUAGGAAAUCCGUGUCUAGCCUGAAGCACAGAACUUGGCAAUUUCUUUAUUCGCAACAUAGGAAGGGGUUUCAAAUUGCUCUCUGUUCUUAGCACUUUUACUCAGUUUACCAGUAUUAUAACCAAAGCAGGCAUGUCAGCUUUUCCUGAAGGAAAUCAAAUAUGAUCCCUAUCAAGGCAAAUUUGUUCCCCUCAAAGCAUCUGACUUCUUAGGAUGUGAAUGUGGAAACUGAAAGGAGACUGCAGUUUGACAUUGUUCAGCCUGAUUAAUGCAGAAGCCACAUUCCUUUUGUCACUCGAGUUAACCACCUGUUUUAUCUCAAGCUUGUCUUGUCUUAAGCCGUGCAUUGACUUCAUCAGUGAGGAAGGAUCCAAGUGAAUAUCCAUACUCUUGGCUUCUGCUGUUGACUCAACCUACACAAUGGUCAUUCUUUGGUUCUCCCAAGUAUGAUGUGGGUGGCAGGAUGGGCACUGUUAGUGGUAUAUUGCCGGAUAAAGGAAAGCAGUGCCACUGGGUUAGUGGGGUAAAGGGACGGAAUGUCACAGUUUGUUGCUCUUAAGGCAGAGCUUACACAAUGUUUAAUUGCUCAACAUCUCUCAACCCUUCCAGUCAGUUCUAUAAACUAAAAGACAGCAGUUAGAUGUGUUUUUAACAGUUGAGUUUAAGGUAGCAAUGAAAAUGUGACUCCAGUCUUCAUGUUACAAUAAUUUCUCUUUUGUAUAAUUUUCCAGUGUGCUCUGUAUUAUUCAGCAGAUUAAUAAUAUUGUCAAGACCAAGCAGUUUUUUGCCUUGUUAAAAAUGAUUCUUCAUAGCCUGUGAAGGAUCAACUAAUGGAUAUCUUUGGGGAGAAGGAAGAAAGUAACAAAUCAACAGAGGACAAUCAAAUCUGAAGCAUUGAAUUAUUGGAGGUGAAGGGGUAGGUCAGAUGCAAGAAUGGAAAAAAAAAAGCACAAGAUAGUGAGAGAAUGAAGGGAGCUCUGGGAAUCAGAAUAGAUUUUGGUUCUGAUUGGUGUCGUGAGUUAGGCAACACGGUGACGGGCAGUUCAUUGAAACAUUGUGAGUGAGCGUUAAAUGGUUUAACCUAGUAGCUGCUGGUUAUGGUUUUUAUUUUGUUUGUCAUACAGAUACUUGGCAAAGCAUCUUGUCCUGUGAAAUUACUAUGUUGUUGUGCAGACUUAAAAUUAUACUUUAAUCAUUUUUUUGAUCAGCUGCUAAAAAUGCUUUGAGAAAUUGUUCAAUCAGUUGCAGUGGGGUAAAUUAUAAAAUUUAUUGCUCUAUUACUGAUAGUACUAUAUUUCUGUGGAAUGUAAGUUUGUGUAAUUAAAUAAACAUUAUUGCCUUA
Molecule: messenger RNA, 4295 nt
Organism: Pristis pectinata (smalltooth sawfish)
Lineage: Eukaryota; Metazoa; Chordata; Chondrichthyes; Rhinopristiformes; Pristidae
Product: pleckstrin homology domain-containing family B member 2-like
Exons: 8
Coding region: 100-777 (225 amino acids)
Biological process (GO): regulation of cell differentiation
Cellular component (GO): membrane
Source: RefSeq, a predicted model, not a curated record